UCUGUCAUUUACAAUUUGUCAUUCUACACAUACGGAGUUCGACACGUUUGUUAAAUUUGAGUGUUUCUUAUUUUCUCUUGUACCACCUUUUAAAAAAAUGAACACCGUUUUGUCAAGAGCUAACUCCCUUUUCGCGUUCUCUCUGAGUGUCAUGGCGGCCUUAACUUUUGGCUGUUUCAUCACAACAGCGUUUAAAGACAGAACAGUUCCUGUGGACGUACGUGUUUCCAAAGUCAUGCUGAGAAAUGUUGACGACUUCACUGGACCCAGAGAGCGCAGUGAUCUGGGUUUCAUCACAUUUGACCUCUCAGCUGAUUUGCAGCCAAUAUUUGACUGGAAUGUCAAACAGCUCUUUCUCUAUUUGUCUGCUGAGUACACAACUAAAAGCAAUUCUUUGAACCAGGUGGUGCUCUGGGAUAAGAUUGUCCUUCGAGGUGAAAAAAACAAACUAAACCUCAGAGAGACAAAAUCCAAAUACUUCUUCUUUGAUGAUGGAAAUGGUCUCAGGGCCAACAAGAACAUCACUCUGACAUUGUCAUGGAAUGUCGUUCCCAACGCUGGAAUACUCCCGCUUGUAGCUGGAAGUGGAUACAUCAGUCUUACUUUUCCUGAUAAAUAUGAGACUCCAAAGAGCUAUUAGAGUAAAACAGAUUUUUUGUUGAUAAUUUACAAUGCAUUCUCUACUCUUAGGCUUUUUACAAGAGAAGUACAGUCAUACUAAUCAUGUGUUAAUUCAUGUAACUUUUGGUGAGAAAUAAAAUAAAAGACGAAGUGUU
This is a messenger RNA of Syngnathus acus (greater pipefish), 776 nucleotides long. RefSeq names its product signal peptidase complex subunit 3 (gene spcs3). Gene Ontology annotation, biological process: protein targeting to ER. The transcript is spliced from 5 exons. The coding region runs from base 98 to 640 and encodes 180 amino acids. The record is from RefSeq and is a predicted model, not a curated record. Gene Ontology annotation, cellular component: signal peptidase complex; membrane. Lineage: Eukaryota; Metazoa; Chordata; Actinopteri; Syngnathiformes; Syngnathidae.